Dothidotthia symphoricarpi CBS 119687 is the source of this 576-nucleotide messenger RNA. RefSeq lists its product as uncharacterized. The transcript has a single exon. NCBI's taxonomy places the organism in Eukaryota, Fungi, Ascomycota, Dothideomycetes, Pleosporales, Dothidotthiaceae. The record is from RefSeq and is a predicted model, not a curated record. Bases 168 to 476 code for a protein of 102 amino acids.
GGAGGUGACCCCACGUCAGGCUUCGUCCAAAUCCCAAUCAAAACAUUCCAUCCAAUCAUGGCAACACAUAUCAGCCCCCUCCCUCCAAUCCUCCAUCCCAACAGGUAAGCCAGCCGGCCCAAAGCAGGCAUCAAAGAACCCAAACCUGGGGCUGACGUCCCAAGCGAAUGUCCCAAGCACAUUUUUCCAGAACGAAUACUUCUAAAACCCCCCCCCCCCUCUUAUUUCCCAUUUCCAUCUCCACUUGUAAACCGAAGCGAACGACUUGGGUAUCUAUAAAAAAAAGCAAAAGAAGAAGAAGAACAACAGCGAACAAUAAAACUAAUACUAAAAAACGGGUGAUUGGUUGGGUUGGUUUGGCCAUGGGGAAAUUCCACAAGAAAGACAUGUCAAAGUGGUGGUGGUGGUGGGAAUCCAGGAUAAAGCAAGCCUUGCCCCCACCCCCUCCGCCUGUGCUCUUUACGACGCGCCGUUAACUAUAUGCCGCCCGUCAUCAAACGAUGAGAUUCGCUGUAAAAUGCUGAGCAAAUGAUAAAACUCCAUGGAAUGCAUUAAUCGUCAAGGUCAUCACACCGG